CCUCUGUAACCUCGGCGCCGGGCGCUGGCCCUCCAGCUGUUUGUAGGCCUGGGAGUGAGGGUCCGCGGAAGGUAGUCCCGGCUGCCCGCCCGACGCUGCGGUCGCCGGCUCCGGCAGUCCGCGCACUCCCUCUGGGGCCGGCAGUCGGGUGGGCCGCUCCGGAGCGGCAGCCCGCGCUUCUGACUGACAGGCGCUACUCCCCACAGCUCGCGCUCCCCGCCACGUCCCCGGUCUCGGCCGACGGUACUGCCUGGCUAGUGACCUUUCCGAGCCCGGCUCAAUGACGGCUCCCUGCCCCCGGCUGGCGCCGCUUCCUGAGCGCCGCGGGCUCCGGCUCGGGCCGUUCCCGCUGCCGCCGCCGCUGUGGCUGCUACUGCUGCUGCUGCUGGCGGCCGCCGGGCCGGCGCGCGGCUGGGAGAGCGGAGACCUGGAGUUGUUUGACUUGGUGGAGGAGGUGCAGCUCAACUUCUACCAGUUCCUCGGGGUACAGCAGGAUGCUUCAUCUGCAGACAUCAGAAAAGCAUAUCGUAAGCUUUCACUAACUUUACAUCCAGACAAGAAUAAAGAUGAAAAUGCAGAAACUCAGUUUAGACAAUUGGUGGCCAUUUAUGAAGUUUUAAAGGAUGAUGAAAGAAGACAGAGGUAUGAUGAUAUUCUGAUCAAUGGACUUCCAGAUUGGCGACAGCCUGUAUUCUACUACAGGCGGGUGAGAAAAAUGAGCAAUGCUGAGCUGGCAUUACUCUUGUUCAUUAUUCUCACAGUGGGUCACUAUGCUGUGGUUUGGUCAAUCUACCUGGAAAAACAACUGGACAAACUGCUUAGUAGAAAAAGGAGAGAAAAGAAAAAAAAGACUGGCGGCAAGAAUGUGGAUGUAUCAAAACUUGGUGCUCCUGAAAAAAAUGAAAGUUUGCUGAUGAAACCACAGUGGCAUGAUUUGCUUCCAUGUAAGCUGGGAAUUUGGUUUUGCCUUACACUAAAAGCCUUGCCUCAUCUAAUUCAGGAUGCUGGGCAGUUUUAUGCUAAAUAUAAAGAAACGAGAUUGAAAGAAAAGGAAGAUGCACUGACUAAAACUGAACUCGAAAUACUUCAAAAACAGAAGAAAGUUAAAGUUAAAAAGCCAAAACCUGAAUUUCCUGUAUACACACCUUUAGAAAGUACAUAUAUUCAAUCUUAUGAUCAUGGAACUUCUAUAGAAGAAAUUGAGGAACAAAUGGAUGAUUGGCUGGAAAGCAGGAACAGAACACAGAAAAAACAGGCACCCGAAUGGACAGAAGAGGACCUUAGCCAGCUGACAAGAAGUAUGGUUAAGUUCCCAGGAGGAACCCCAGGUCGAUGGGAAAAGAUUGCCCACGAAUUGGGUCGAUCUGUAACAGAUGUGACAACCAAAGCCAAGCAACUGAAGGAUUCAGUUACCUCCUCCCCAGGGAUGGUUCGACUCUCUGAACUCAAAUCCACAGUUCAGAAUUCCAGGCCCGUCAAGACAGCCACAGCCUUGCCAGAUGACAUCAUCACCCAGCGAGAAGCUGCCCAGGGGGCCCAGGAGGAGGCCGAGCAGGAGGAGGACCCAGCUGAGCAGGAGACAGAGGUGGAAGAAGCCCAGCCUCGGAAGCGGAAGCCAGCCCGACUGCUGGACAAGGCCCCAAGGGCGGAGUCUGAGGAGAAGGUCCGAGGGAAGAGGCAGAGGGAUUUUGAUUUGUCAGAGCAGAAUGAAUCCAGCGAUGAGGAGAGCCAGAAAAAAGACAGAAACGGGGCAGCUGAGGAGCCGUGGACUCAGAAUCAGCAGAAGCUGCUGGAGCUGGCAUUGCAGCAGUACCCCAAGGGGUGCUCAGAGCGCUGGGACAGAAUCGCCAAGUGCGUCCCGUCCAAGAGUAAGGAAGACUGUAUCGCUAGGUACAAGUUGCUGGUUGAACUGGUCCAAAAGAAAAAACAAGCUAAAAGCUGAAUAUUCUGGAAGAUGAUGUUCAUCUUCAUUUUCCAAAUGAGUAUUUUUAAAAUCUUAUGCAGAAAUAUGCAUUUUGUACCUCAGUGUUUUCUAUACGUCAUGUGCCUUAGUAAAAUUAAAUAAAUAAGCAAACAAACAAGUGGUGUGCUAUAUUGUUUAAACAAAUGCUGUGUUAAAGGGGUAAAAGGCUUGGGGUAUGUUGCAGAUUAUGGGAUCUCUGGAAACUGCAAAGUGAACAUUAGGGAACAAGCCAAUAGUGUUUUCUGAAUGUCAGGCAGAUAUGUUUUUGCAGAGAAUGUGUGAUACACUAAUGUGUAAGAACUCAAUGUGGUUCUCUAAAGCCAUGACCAAAAAACACACACUAGUUAUUGUCGCAUGGGGAGGGCAAGAACACCAGGCUAGGGGCUGGUGCUAUGGCACAAUGAGUUAAAGCCCUGGCCUGAAGCGCCGGCAUCCCACAUGGGCGCUGGUUGGGGUCCCAGAUGCUCCACUUCCGAUCCAGCUCUCUGCUAUGAACUGGAAAAGCAGUGGAAGAUGACCCAGGCCCUUGGAUCCCUGCAUCCACGUGGGAGAUCUAGAAGAAGCUCCUGGAUCCUGGCUUCAGAUUGGCUCAGCUCUGGCUGUUGUGGUCAUUUGGGGAGUGGACCAGCAAACAGAGGACCUCUCUCCCUCCCUGCCUCCCUCACUCCCUGCCUGCCUCCCUCCCUCCCUCCUCCCCCCACUGUGGCUCUCUGGCUCUCUGGCUCUACCUCUGGCUCUACCUCUGUAACUCUGCCUUUCAAAUAAAUAAAAUAAAUAUUUACCAAAAAACAAAAAACAC
This is a messenger RNA of Oryctolagus cuniculus (rabbit), 2762 nucleotides long. RefSeq names its product DnaJ heat shock protein family (Hsp40) member C1 (gene DNAJC1). Lineage: Eukaryota; Metazoa; Chordata; Mammalia; Lagomorpha; Leporidae. The record is from RefSeq and is a predicted model, not a curated record. Gene Ontology annotation, cellular component: endomembrane system.